AAUAAUAGCUGAGGAUAUUGUUGGACCUUAGUCUACACAAAAUUAACGUUGUCGUUACUUCGGUUAUGACUAUGUUCCUUUUAUUGAAUUUUGAUAACACCAAGGCUAAGAACUGUUUAUAUAUUUCCAUGGCAUUGCCAUGUAUUCGAUUUAACUCCGAGUAGGCGUAGGCAAUAUUUUAUUAAAAAGCUCAAUCAAACGCGUCUUUUGUAUAUUCGGUAAUUUUGUAUUUUAAAUAAAUUCCAAAUAAGAAUGAAUUGUAAGAACAAUCAAAUGUCAAAAGUGAAAGUGCGUGUAAGAAAUGUCUGGUUUGAACCCGACUUGAGUACUGAGGGUAUUUAUCUUUGCCCAAUGCCCCAACCACCCCAAGUUCCUGCAGGUGGUUUGUGGUUUGCAGACUUAAAACCAUAUGAACGGCUGUUCUAUCACCAGACUUUAAACUCUGUACGGAAAAGUAAACGCUUUCUUGCAACGCCUGAAAUACCGUGCGAUUCUUUGGACUUUCAGUUGCAAUCGCGGUAUGAUCAUUCUCGCGAAAUAUUUCCAGAACGUGUUGACACAUUAUUGCAAAAAGAGACUUGUCCUUGUCAGCCAACUGAUGAUGAAACCGGUGAUAUAAUGGAAUUGACUACUUUCCGCGUACUGAAAAAUGUCAAAACGGUCCAGGUUUCGGCCGGCGAUAAGCACAAACACCCACUGAAAAUCGGUGGUAUAAAGGAGAAAAUUUCACCCCAUAGUGUUAAACUGAUUAACAGUGGUGUACACAAUCAGUUAGUUAAUAAUGGCUUUUCACGGCAAACGGGCGAUGGAAACUUCUUCCGUUAUUAGUUGUAUUUACUAAUCUUGUGAAUGCAGUGGAAGGAUUGGAUUAUACCCUACCGACUAUUUCACAAGUAGAUAUUCAAAAUUUGUAAAAAAAAAAAAACUUUUAUUAAAACUUGAUUAAUAAGAAAUAUAUCAUUAUGAAAACUAAGAAUCACGUUUCUAA
This is a messenger RNA of Ceratitis capitata (Mediterranean fruit fly), 988 nucleotides long. RefSeq lists its product as uncharacterized. The coding region runs from base 253 to 828 and encodes 191 amino acids. The record is from RefSeq and is a predicted model, not a curated record. The transcript has a single exon. NCBI's taxonomy places the organism in Eukaryota, Metazoa, Arthropoda, Insecta, Diptera, Tephritidae.